AUCAAGCAAAAGAAAAAAAAAAAAAAAAAAAAAACCUCUAACCAGAUCUCUCCUACGAUCGAUCCAUGGCGAAGGAAUUCAACGUGCCGCCGGUGAUUUUCCCGUCCGGCGGUAAUCCCGCGGCGCCUGCAUCCGGUCCGCAGCAACGGCGUCUCCCCACCGCACCCUUCCAGCCACCGAGAUCCUCAAACCCCGGCCUCCCUUUCCUCUCAUUCGACAUCAGCUCCGCCGCCGCGUCCACCUCUUUCUCCGCCGCCCCUCAGUUUCCGUCCAACAUCGGUGGCGGCGGAAUAGGAGGCGUCGGGUUCGACGACGAGCCGCCGCUCCUCGAAGAACUCGGCAUAAACACCAAGCAAAUCUACCAGAAAACCCUCUCAAUCCUCAACCCUUUCAGAAUCAACCACCACCUCCACGAAGACGCCGAUCUGUCCGGACCGUUCAUCUUCCUAAUGGCGUUCGGACUGUUUCAGCUCCUCGCCGGAAAACUGCACUUCGGAAUCAUCCUCGGGUGGGUGACGAUGGCGUCGAUGUUUCUCUACGUCAUCUUCAAUAUGCUCGCCGGCAAAAACGGGAAUUUGGAUAUGUACAAGUGUCUCAGCCUGAUUGGCUACUGUAUGUUGCCGAUCGUGAUGCUGUCCGCGCUCUCUCUCUUCGUGCCGCAAGGCGGAAUGGUGAUUAUGGUGAUAACGGGGCUUUUCGUAAUCUGGUCCACACGCGUCUGCACGGGAUUGGUCGUGGAGCUGGCUAACUGCGGGGACGAGCAUCGCGGACUAAUCGCGUACGCUUGCUUCUUGAUUUACAUGCUUUUUUCGCUGCUUGUGAUUUUCUAGCUCGAAAAUACAUUUCACGAGAUCGAAUCGUACAAUUUGAUUAGCUUUCAUACCUUAGUUUGGAUGUUUUUUGUCUUUCUUUUUACUUUCUAGUAAGGGUUUUCGGUGAAUAGAAAUAUAAUCAGAACUUUUUAUAUGGUGUUGAUGCAAUUGAUUAUGGAAUCAAGAGCUUAUUGAUUGUGUGGUGGAUGAAUCAUGGUUGGAACGUAAUUCAAAGGAGUUCGGAUUUUUUUUAUUUUUAUUUUUAAUUUGGAGU
Erythranthe guttata (spotted monkey flower) is the source of this 1086-nucleotide messenger RNA. RefSeq names its product Integral membrane Yip1 family protein. Gene Ontology annotation, cellular component: trans-Golgi network; membrane. Gene Ontology annotation, biological process: endoplasmic reticulum to Golgi vesicle-mediated transport; vesicle fusion with Golgi apparatus. The record is from RefSeq and is a predicted model, not a curated record. Lineage: Eukaryota; Viridiplantae; Streptophyta; Magnoliopsida; Lamiales; Phrymaceae.